Messenger RNA from Thamnophis sirtalis, 4126 nucleotides. NCBI's taxonomy places the organism in Eukaryota, Metazoa, Chordata, Lepidosauria, Squamata, Natricidae. The record is from RefSeq and is a predicted model, not a curated record.
AUGUAUACAGUAACAAAUCGUAAUCUGGAGCCAAAUCCUGUUCAUAGUAUUCAUGCUGAAAAUAUCACCAACACAACACUGAACUUAAGUUGGAAAAAUGAUGAUAAAAAUGCACCCAGUUACACUUAUCAAAUAGUUAUUGAUGGACAUGGUGAUCUUCAACCGAGUGCUGUCUAUGAUAUUAAAGCCGAAAAGAUCACACAAACAUCUCUGAAUUUAACAUGGAAAAAUAAUGAUACAAAUUCAUCAAAUUAUACUUAUCAAAUACAUAUUGAUGGACCGGAUCAUUCUGAUAAUAAAACUUCUAAUACAACCUUUUUAUUAAUUCAUGACUUGAAACCUGGAACUUUAUACAGGCUUGAAAUAUAUGCACAGGUCAAUGGUAGUCAAACCGAAGGAGAUUCAGAAGGAACAAAUGUUUAUACAAAGCCCAGUCCAGUUUAUGAUAUUAAAACUGAAAACAUCACUACUACCUCCCUGGAUUUAAGUUGGGAAAAUAAUGAUACAAAGGCAUCAAAUUACACUUACCAAAUACGUAUUGAUGGGCCUUCUUCUUUUAGCUUGUUUUCUAAUAGUAGAUAUGUGUCAAUUUCUCCCUUGGAACCUGGAAGAUUGUAUAAGUUUGAAAUAUUUGCACAAGUCGAUGGCAAUAACACUGAAGGAGACCCAAAUGGAACAAAAGCUUAUACAAAACCUAGCUCAGUCUUCAACAUCACAGUUAAAGAUGUCAGUACAACCACAGUCAACAUAUCAUGGGAAAGUCCUGAUGCAGCUGCUUCUACAUACUCUUAUAGGAUACUCAUCAAUGGAACAAUUGAUGAGACUAAUAAAACAUCCCCAACUACUAACACUGAAAUUUCAGAGCUAAAUCCUGGUACUAAUUAUAAAUUCAGCAUAUAUUCCAUAGCAGCAGAUAACAAGACUGAAGGGAUACCCGAGAACAUAAUUCAUUGUACAAAUCCAGCAUCAGUGGAUAGAUUCGAUUGUAAUCUGGUAGAAAAAAAGCCACAAUUAAGUUUAAACUGGAGCACUCCAAAAGGAAGUUAUAAAGGCUUCAGAAUUGAUGUCCUAAACAAUCCUUGGAACCAGACUUUGGAGGGAAAAUAUGAAACCAUUGUCACAGGCCUGGAUUACUUUACCGUGUAUACCAUUAGAAUUGUCACCCUUUCAUGUAAGAAAACGAGUGUUCCUCAGGAAAAAACAUGCCGCACAAGUAUCACAGAUCCCCCACCUUUGGUCAUGUCCCCUACCGUGAAGGCAACCAAUCACAACUCUUUCAGUGUUCAGUUCAACAGUUUUAGUUCAAGUCAUGGACCUAUAACAGCAUAUGCAGUCGUCAUUACCACGUCAAAAGAUACACCCUCAAAUGAGGAUUUAAAGUACACAUAUGAUGAUUUCAGGAGAAAAAUAACAAAUACUUAUGUUGCAUAUAUCAUAAGUGAAGAAAAGCGUUCAUCUUCUUCUACCAAAAAUCAGGAUUAUGUUGUUGAAAUAGGCGAUGAAUCUGUAUCAUAUGGUUAUCUUAAUGGAAAAUUAGAUCCACUUGGGUCAUACGGGGCAUGUGUUGCUGCUUUUACUAGAAUUACAUUUUUGAAUGAGAGCAUUGUCAAUGCAGAGAAGAGUUAUGUCUCAUUUUCUCAUCUUUCACCGUUUGUUGACUUACCUCAGAAUCCAGCUGUCAUCACAGGAGCUGUUGUUGGAAGCAUUUUGAUUGUGUUAGUUAUUGUUGCAAUUGUUGGAUUCAUCUUCUGGAAAAACAAAAGGAAAGGUAGAAAUAACGAAGUGCCAUUUACUCAAAUUGAACCUAAAAAAUCAAAGUUACUUAAAGUUGAAAAUUACGAAUCUUAUUUUAAGAAACAGAAAGCCGACUCAAACUGUGGGUUUGCUGAAGAGUAUGAGGAUCUCAGGCCAGUUGGAGCUAAUCAGCCUAAAUUUGCUGCAGAAUUGUCAGAAAACAAAGGAAAAAAUAGAUACAACAAUGUUUUGCCUUAUGAUAUUUCUCGUGUUAAACUUUCAGUUCAAAAUCAUCCAACUGAUGAUUACAUUAAUGCAAAUUAUAUGCCGGGAUAUAACUCCAAGAAAGAGUUUAUUGCAGCACAAGGCCCUUUGCCUAACACUGUGCAAGAUUUCUGGCGCAUGAUCUGGGAGAAGAAGAUUUACACAGUUGUUAUGUUGACUAAAUGCAUUGAACAAGGCCGGACAAAAUGUGAAGAGUAUUGGCCAAACAAACAAUCCAAGAACUAUGGGGAUAUAAUGGUGGCCAUGACUUCAGAAAUUUUCUUACCCGAGUGGACAAUAAGAGAUUUCUCCAUAGAGCAAAGUGAUUCACCGGAAAGUCUUCCUGUGCGUCAGUUUCACUUCACUGCCUGGCCUGAUCAUGGGGUUCCAGAAACCACUGACCUCCUCAUCAGCUUCAGGCACUUGGUACACGAAUUCAUGAGGCAGAAGCCAUCAACUUCUCCAACCUUAGUUCACUGCAGCGCUGGUGUUGGGAGGACAGGAACUUUCAUUGCAAUUGACCGUUUGAUACAACAGAUGGAGAUGGAGAACACGGUUGAUGUAUAUGGCAGCGUUUACGAUCUGCGAAUGCAUCGAUCUUUAAUGGUACAAACAGAGGACCAAUAUGUCUUCCUAAACCACUGUGUUAUGGAUAUUAUUAAAUCUAAGAAAGAAAAGAAAAUGGAUCUCAUCUAUCAGAACACAGAUGCCAUGGCAAUCUAUGAGAACUUCACACCAUCACCAUAUAUUGGGAGGGCAAAUGGCUACCAUGUAUAACUAGAAAGGAAUGGUCUGCUUCCCAUUUGGGCCUUUUGCAGAGGAGAGAAAGAAAUAUGCACUGCUUUUGUAUGACUUUAUAUACAAAGACUUCAGCACCUGUUCUGAAGAUGCACAUGUUAAAUUGCCAGUGGAAACUGUGGAUUCACUAUAGUGUUAAAAGAAAAAAAAUCUAUACUGUAUUUUGCAGAUAAUUUUUGCAUUGAAGGUUGAUAAAACAAAAUAUUACUGGUGAAAUUAAUGUUGGCUGAAUAAUAAGAAUGAAAAAUAUAGACACUUUUAAAUUAUUUUUUAAACAUGUUCAUGUUCAGACUUCAUAGGAUACUGAUUCUAUUGUUCGUGUUCCAGAAAUUAAUGGUGUAUAUUGGUCACUUUUAACAUUUAAAUUCCACAGUGACUUCUGAAAUUCAUUUUAUUUAAAAUGAGAACACGUAAACCUUUUAUAAAUAGGAUAUUUUAUUAUGUAAUUGUGCCUUUCUAUUUUGCUAAAGACGAAAUAAUCAGAGAUCUAUAUUUUUGUAUUGAAAUUCUCAGAUGCUGUCUAACAUUUGAAUAUGAUUAUUUUCAUUUUUUUAAAUCUGGAAUACCUAUGCUUAUUCCUUCCUUCUGGAAGUGGCAACCAUUCAUUUAUAUGAUACUUUAGCCUGAGGAAGGUUUAUUGCAGAAUUCAUUUGCUUGAUCUUGUGAGCACAAUAACUAUCGUAUCAUAUUUUGGUUUCAUAAUAAGGACAAGGUUUUCUUAUAUGGGUAAAUUAAAAUUUAUCCAAUUUUAUUUUCAUGCAUUGAAAAUAUUUCCCACUUUUGAUGAAAGUAAUCAUUCCAUACCCUUUGAAGAUCCUGUUGUUCUGUUUCUCUGUACCAUUUUCUUCUUUGACCUCAGUCUUAGGUGUCCUUAAUAUCUUUUCACUGCAAUGUGUAUAAUGAUUCCAGAUCUCAUUUAUUGUCAUAAUUUGUAUGCGCAGCAAUACGUAUGAAUAGCUGUUGUUGAUCACAUUGACAAUAGUAUGGACACCGCAAAAAAAAAAAAUGGUAUCGAGAAAUAGCAGUUGUUUAUGAAACAAAAGGAAGUCAAGCUCUUACUUUGUGAAAAUAUCCUAAUUCCUAAGUAAAAAAAUAAGGGAUGUCCAAGUAGCCACUGAUACUUGUGACCUCAGGUUUAACUAUUAGGGGUAUGCAACUAAUAAUGCAAAUAUGGAGAGGGUGUGUGAAUGGAUUGGCGACUUUAAUUUCUUAUCAAUUCAAUGGUUUUAUCAAGUUUUUUCAGUUCAUAGUUCUUCAGGGUAAGAAUUUUAAGUAAUACAUAUCUCCAGUGAUCAGUGCUUCAAGGAUGUUCUCGACUUAAUGACCACAA